AUGGCACCUGCAGCAACCAAGAAAAAGACAGGCGGCAAGACUCGUUCUGCGCUCCAGGAUGUCGUGACCCGUGAGUACACCAUCCAUCUCCACAAACGCGUGCACGGCCGCUCCUUCAAAAAGCGUGCCCCCUGGGCCGUCAAAUCAGUGGUCGAGUUCGCACAGAAGGCGAUGGGCACAUCAGACGUCCGACUCGACCCCAAGCUCAACCAGGCCGUCUGGGCGCAGGGUAUCAAGACCGUUCCUCACCGGCUGCGAGUUAAGCUUGAGAGAAAACGUAACGACGAAGAGGGCGCAAAGGAGAAGCUUUACACAUACGUCUCGCAUGUUCCCGUCGGAUCGUUCAAAGGCCUCCAAACGACAGUCGUCGAUGCUGAGUGA
Messenger RNA from Cyclocybe aegerita, 381 nucleotides. NCBI's taxonomy places the organism in Eukaryota, Fungi, Basidiomycota, Agaricomycetes, Agaricales, Hemipholiotaceae. The record is from the annotation of a GenBank genome assembly.